GGAGCCAUUGCGAAUUUGCAAGUUGCGACCCAACCGAGUCGACCACGGACCACUCGUUCCGUUUCAGCUCUAGCGGCCUCUCCACCCUUCUUCGUCUCCCUCCAUCCAAGACGCUUGCUUCCACCACCGCGGUUCCACCUCUCUAUCUCUCACUCUCUCGUCUCAUUCCCUCAACGGUGCGUGCAGUGGUGAUCCACCAAGACCGGCAUAACUGAUUCCCUCUUUCCUUGGGCAUAAUACAUCUUCCUGCGCCGUGGAGUGUUACCUUCUGCUCCCUUUCUGUGAGGCUAUGGUGGUUCUCGCGAAGCUCGGGGCGCCAAGCACGCCAGGUUUUAUGAUGGACAGAAGGAGACUGAUGUUGAUCCCAGCAAUCACCAUUGGCAUAGGCUCCUGUCAGUACACGUUUGAGAAGGGAGCAGCGAAAGCUGAAUUUGCUGAUAUGCCUGCACUUCGAGGUAAAGAUUAUGGAAAGACAAAAAUGCGGUAUCCAGAUUACACUGAAACAGAAUCAGGACUCCAGUACAAGGACUUGCGGGUUGGUGAUGGCCCUUCCCCAAAAAAUGGGGAGACUGUUGUGGUUGAUUGGGAUGGCUAUACAAUUGGAUACUAUGGUCGUAUUUUUGAAGCUCGGAACAAGACCAAAGGUGGUUCGUUUGAGGGUGGUGACAAAGACUUCUUCAAGUUUAAGGUUGGAUCAGGGCAGGUCAUACCAGCUUUUGAGGAGGCUAUAUCAGGCAUGGCUCCCGGAGGAGUUAGGAGGAUAAUCGUACCACCGGAUCUUGGGUACCCAGAUAAUGACUACAACAAGUUGGGUCCAAAACCAACGACAUUCUCGGGACAAAGAGCUCUUGAUUUUGUUCUACGGAAUCAAGGCUUGAUAGACAAAACUCUGCUAUUUGACAUUGAGCUUCUCAAGAUAAUUCCAAAUCAGUAGUAUAUAAGGUAUGACGAUUAUGCCUGGAAGAAAGGAGAACAUCUUAUUCACAUCGAUCCAUUAUUGAAGAACUGUGGUAAAAGGAUAUACUGUGUGUCUGUGUGAUCAAAUGUGAAAAGAAAUUUGCUAGGCGUAUGUGCACCUACGUAAUGAUGUGAACAUAUCUACGUACAUCUCCACUAAACAUGUCUCUUUUGAAAAGAUGUGUAUGCAGUUUUCCACCACUGAAGCUGUAUUUAGAUACCUCUCUGGUCACCACUACUGAGCGUAUAGAGGAAGUGAUCAGAUGGCGAAUUGCUGAAAGGAACAACAGCAUUCUAGCUGCAAAAGUUGUAAAUAGACCAAAAUCUUGCCUCCAUCUAUCUUGAGUAAUUCCUUUGUAGCCUAAUAACAUGGUUCUCGUGGAAUUAUUGAAACUUGAGAAUUGAUUGAUUGGAUCGCGGAAUCA
This is a messenger RNA of Setaria italica (foxtail millet), 1382 nucleotides long. Its product is annotated as peptidyl-prolyl cis-trans isomerase FKBP19, chloroplastic. NCBI's taxonomy places the organism in Eukaryota, Viridiplantae, Streptophyta, Magnoliopsida, Poales, Poaceae. The record is from RefSeq and is a predicted model, not a curated record. Gene Ontology annotation, molecular function: peptidyl-prolyl cis-trans isomerase activity. The transcript is spliced from 11 exons. Gene Ontology annotation, cellular component: thylakoid; chloroplast. Bases 290 to 934 code for a protein of 214 amino acids.